CCUCAUCCUGUGGCUUCUGCACAGACAGUCCCCCCAAACUUUUCCCCAAGGGUCUCUCGCUCCACAGUUCCAAGAGGUCACGGGUUCCUGACGAGCCCAUAGAAACAGGAAACCAUCCACUUUCAAACACUAAAAACCUGUUUCCUUUCCCUACCGCAAAUCAGAAUCCCCAGCCCAGCGUUCUUGACAGGUUCAUUGCGAAAGUGGGAGCUUUAAAGAGAACAACAAGCCUCUGGUGACAACGAUAUGAGGGGCUCACUGAAGUUCUUACAUGCCAAGAAAAUGAGAGAGAUAUUCCCAACUUUGAUUUUGUUAUCCUUGGGAUGUAACUUGAUUUUGGUCCCGCCAGUGGAUGGUGAAGUGGAAACAAGUCCGCCCGGCUUGACUUUGACCAAAACGGAGGGUCUCGGAAGUGAGCUGGGAACAGCUCUCCCACCUGCCUCAGAGGUGACAACUGCACUGAAUACAACCCGGGAAGAAGACAUAAAACACAGCUCUCCCCUAGAGAUUCAAGGACUGCCAACUGCAGCAGCGGCACAGCAGAGCAAACCCGUAAUUGUCACAAGUCCUAGUAGAGACAGCCACAUUGAUGGUGGCUCUACAAAUGUCAGGUCCACACUCACACCUAACAGAGCAGGAAUCCCAGCACAAAUUAAUCCAAAAAAGGGCUUUCUUCAAAGAGAUGUUUCUAAAGGAGCAACCGUGAACCAUUCUUCCAAGCAAUCCAGCUACAGCAGCAAGCCAAAUGCGGAUUCCAAAACACCCGGUUUUGAAACUACAAGGGGCAAGAACUGGUGUGCCUAUGUUCACACAAGACUCCAACCCACCAUAGUGGUUGACAACGUGGAAAGCUACUCAUCAGGCCGACCCAAGCCAUGCAACUGGAUGACUGGACCCUGUGGAUCAAGCUCCCAGUCAAGGACUCGCCAAGCGUACAGGAUCAAACAUAUGAUCGUGACAUCACUGGAGUGGAAGUGCUGUCCUGGAUACAGCGGAGGAACAUGCAAGCCCAUAGCACAACGGGAUCAAUUGCUUGCACACAGCAACCAGGCCGAGAGCAAUGCUGUCAGCGAGGAAGCACUGGGAAACCAACUGCAGCCGCGGCAGCAGCCAGACCUCAGCGACCCAGCUGUUGCACAAAAAAUGAAUGAACAGAUUAGCAGCCAGGAGAUGAAACUGACUUUACUACAGAAGAAGGUUGACAACAUUUCGGUCGUCAUGAGUGAUGUGAGCAAGACACUCUCCUCUCUGGAAGGCAAAAUCAAUGAAGAUAAGGGCAGAGACUUCCAGGCUUUUCUAAAAGGUCUCAAGUCCAAAAGCAUUACUGAGCUAGUCAAAGAGAUUGUAAAAGAGCAGUCUAAAGUUUUCCAAAAUGAGAUGCAAGAGAUGGUGGCCCAGAUUUUCAAGUCUGUGUCCAGUUUGUCUGAAGAUCUCGAGAGCACCAAGCAGUUGAUCAAAAGUCUGAAUGCUUCUCAGCAAAAAUGUUCCAUGGAGAUAGAAAAGAGGCCUACAAAAGUCGAGAUUUUAGAGAUAAGGGGUCAGAUCCUGCAUAUUGAAAAAGAUAUAAGUGUUACAUGUAGCAAGUCAAUCAAAGACCUGGAGGAAAAGCAGAGGUCGAUGGAAGUUGCCUUGGAGCAUCAAAGUUCAAGGAGCAACAUUUACUAUGAAUCACUUAACAAGACUCUGAGCCAAAUGAAAGAGGUGCAUGAACAGCUGUUAUCAGCUGAACAGAGUUCAAACCAAAACAUCCCCACAGCAGAUAAAUCAAUGACUGAUAAUCUUACGGAUUACAUGAUUGGCCUGCAUGAGAAAGUGAAGACACAGAGUUUGAUGGUUCUGCAGCUCUAUGAUGACCUCAGAAUCCAAGACAGCAAGAUCAGUAACCUCACUGUAGAAUUAGAGAUCCAAAGAGACAGCCUACAGGCAGAAUGUGAUCACAUGCUGUCCCAAUGCAGGAGAGACUUCCAAGCACAACUCAGGGGCACGGAGGAGGACAUGCAUUCUUUAAAUAAGACACUGGAGAACCUGGUGCUUCCUUUGGAUGAUAAAAUGGACAAAAUGAAUGAACAAAUUAAUGACCUUUGCUAUGACAUGGAGAUCCUCCAGCCCUUGAUUGAACAAGGUGUCCCUUUCACCCUUACAUCAGAGUAUGACCAACAGAUGGAAAUGGAAGCUAUAAGCAGAAAACUGGAAAAUUUAACCAGUACUGUGACAGGACUCAGUUCUACCAUUGAAGAACUUGACAAAAGUCAGAAGGAGCUUAAAAAUGAAGUUCACACUCAGGAUGAAAUCUCUGAGAGGCAAAUUAAUGAAUGUUUUGUUUUAAUGGAGGAUGGCAUAAACAAGACCAUGAUGGUGAUCAACAAUGCCAUAGAUUCUAUCAAAGAUAGCUAUGUGCUGAAAGAAACCCUGAAUGCCUUCAAAAAUGAUACUGACUCUUGCUGCAGUGGUGCCAAAAAGAUGGAAAGCUUAUUGACAUUGAUACCUCAGUUCCAACAGAUGAACAAAUCCCUUCAAUUGCUAAUCAGUGAUAACCAGAAAGUUGCUUCAGAAACAAUCCGGUCUUCCAUGUCUUCAUCUGGUGAAAACAUUGUCCCUCAUAUGAGCAGAGUUCGCCAUCAUCUAAACACAACCUCAUUCAACUUGCAAGAGUAUCAGCAAGAUACAGGUCACCUGGAUGAGAAUCAAUUGGGCUCUACCCUGGAACGCAAAGAUUAUGAUGUUCGCCUGCAAGCUGUGGAAGGCAAAAUAACCAAGUUUUUAGCAAACAACUGUGUCUCAGUAAGAAAUGUCAAAGCUACAGUAGCAGAACAGAAUAAAGUAGUCUCUAUGCAGCUUCAGUCCUUGAGUUCCAGGAUCAGGGCCCUUGAAGCCAAAUCCAUACGCUUCUCUGUGACAAUCCCUCUCUUAAACAAAACUGCCUAUGAAGCACGGAGCAUGUGUGAAGAUCUCUCUGGAAGCAUUAACGGCAUGAAUACCAGCAUCCUCCACAAGUUAGCGAAACCUGCUCAUUCAGACAGCAUGCUGUUUCAGAAAGGUUUGCAAGAGCUCACUGAAUCCAUGCUAGAGGUCAAAGCAGGAACUAUCCUAUCCAAUCUAACUUGGUAUGUGGACAAGUCCAUCACAGAUGCAGUAAGCAAUAUCACCAAACGUUUGAAGGCAAUGCCUGUAGUUCCAAAGAAACCACCACCUGCGAAAAAGAUGCCAGCAAACACUAUUGUAAACCAAGCUGGGCGAAGUCAAAGAAACACAGACACCACCAUAGAAGCAGGUGAUUAUCUGAGUUGCAGUAGCAGCCCUUGCCAAAACGGAGGGACCUGCAUCAAUGAAAAGAAGAGCUUUGUUUGUGCUUGCCGCUAUCCCUUCGGAGGAGCCAACUGCAGCACAAAGUUGGUGGAGGAAAAUACUCAGGCCAUAGAUUUUUCAAAAGGGUCUUACAGGUAUGCACCAAUGGUAGCCUUUUUUGCUUCACACACUUAUGGGAUGAAUUCUCCUGGCCCUAUUCGAUUUAACAAUCUGGAUGUCAACUAUGGAUCCUCCUAUGUUCCAGCAAAUGGAAGAUUCCGUGUGCCAUAUCUUGGUGUUUAUGUCUUUGAAUAUACCAUUGAAUCGAACAGUCCAGUCAUCUCAGGCUACCUAGUGGUUGAUGGAAUAGACAAGGUCGCUUUCAGGUCUGAAAAUGCCAACGAUAGCAAAUACGUUGACCGAAUGGUUAAGGGAGAUGCCUUACUGGAAUUGAACUAUGGACAAGAAGUCUGGCUCAGGCUGGCAGCAGGCUCCAUUCCAGCCAAAUACCCACCUGUAACUACAUUUAGUGGCUACAUCUUGUACCGUACUUAGGAGUUACACACAAAGCCCUGAUCCACCAAGGAAGCACCACUGCUUUCCCCUUUGCUUCUAACAUGAUUCUACCCAAUACAGGAGGCAAACCUGGUGAUUCCUCUGUCAGUGGGACUCCCUAUCCAUUGCAGCUUUUAUUCUGAUCAUUACAGAAGCUAUCCUGGGUGCUCCAUCGUGAUGAACCUAUUUUGAAAUAAUGCUAUCCAUGGUGAUGAUGUAGGAGUCACCUGCCUCAGCUGCAAUAAAGUGAAUCUCAUUUCGGGUCCCAACCUAUUCUUUGGUAGGGCCCCUAUGCUUUUAACAGCAGUAGAAGAGAUAGAAUUAGGCAUGAAAUCUAUAUCCCAUCCUUGCCUUUCCAUGCUGGAGAAAGCUUUAUUGGUUGUAUGUUUGCCUGACAUGCAGUUAAAAACAGAGAAUACCUACCAGGAAAUAGGUAGCCAGGUAGUCUAACCUCAUUAGAUCAUUAUCUAGAUUUUAAAUUUGCAAGAGUGCCAGAAUCCAUCUUGUGUAGGCUCAGUGAAAGACUUUGCAAUCUUUCCUGUACAUUUAGCAUUUUACCUUGCUUUUGCAUCAUUACAAAAAGGAUAUACAGCGGGUGAUGAAUGUUAUCAGCAGUGCUGAGUUAAUUUGAUUUCAGUAGCUUUCAGUGGUUAUAUUACCUAGACAAGGGAUAGGGCAACUUCAGUCUUACAGGAUCUACCUUGUUUUUAGUUUUUUCUAGAAAUCUGGAGCCUGCCACCAAAUAGUGGCAUGCAAAUGACAUUGAGAGAUGAGUUGACUCCAAGCGUAUUCGUUACCCAGAAAUAUGUUUUCAUACCCGGAACUAGGCUCAGUCAUGUACUAGUACAUGCCCUCCUAGAUUUCUUCAUUACAGCAACUUCAUUUGGGGGACUGAAAACUUUGUCACUGCUGCUACUUUUAAACAGUUUGGGGUUGGCAGAAUGUUUCUCCUGAGAACCAGUCAGUGUUUAAUCCUAUGUGGCCGCCUGUAAUUUUCCAAACUUGGAAAGUUACAGGCAUCCCACUGAGUUCAGAGGUGAGGUUUGUCUUUGCAUCCCCCUCUCUUUGUAAGCAUCUUCUUCUUACUUUCGAUGCGGAUGGGCUGAGGCACUACCUGGAUUCAGCAGGAGUCAGGGGCAUUUGUCCCCUGCUCUCCUCGCCCUCUGGAACACCUCCCCAUGCCUGUCCUGAAGAUGGUCUUCAGGAUGGAGGUGGGCUUUCCAUAGGUAAAACUUCUGCUGCAACUUUGGAAGGUUUUUCCUAUGCUGAAGCUGGGAUCGCACCUUUUCCUGUGGCCGGCCAGACGGUGCUUCUCAGCCAUAGGAUUAUGUCCUUGGGGAUCUACCAGUCAGUACAGAAGUAUUUUCUGCCAAUCCCUGGCAGUCAUCUGCUCAUACACGUUGCUCAGAGCAUGUUGUCUCUGCAUCUGUUUACAUGUUGGGGGGCAGUUGGUGGGAGGAAAGUGAAGUGGGGUGGAAAGGACCCAUGGGAUAAGCCCCACUUUUGUGAACAGAAUAUUCACGUAUGCCCUUCAGCAGGAAAAGCGUGCAUCAUGGGUUAAGUUCUCCCAGCUCACGGGGACCUUUGAAGGUUUGGAUUCUAAAUUUAAAGUGACCACAUUUCAUUAAGUCUGGAUCUUUAUUUGCCAAAUGUGGUUAAAUUUCUUCCUUAUUUAAAGCUAUGUUCAGAGUUCUACUUAAUACAUCUGUACACUCUUGGUUGGCUUACAUUUUGUACCUCAUGUUAAAGCUGCACCCUUAUUUGCUCACUCUCCAUUUUGUGGUUAGUCAGAUGUGUAAAGGUGUACUUUUCACUAUGAAAGGUCUGCAUUUAAACACUGGAAUUCCAGGAGGUGAAACCUCUCCAUAAUGGCCCAUUUUCUAGAGCUUUUUAAUAAAUCGACUGGUGUGCAUUUAACAGAUUAAUAAAUUAAUCAAAUUGCUAAAGCAAGGGCAAACUUUGAGAGUUUUGAAUGAUGGGAGUUUCUUUUGCUUCUAAAAAACAUUAAUUGUUGAGAAAAAAUAUCUUUAAUGCAUUGCUUAAUUCCAGAAAAAGUAUAGAAGUUGCUUGUCAUCAGCACAGCACUCCAUUCACAAGGGAGAGCUUUGAUGAAAAUCUGAUUAAAAGUCCAUAUAUUUAAUCUGUGGUUAGUAAAUUAGAGAAUUAAUAGCACCAGUUAGGGGAUUAACACUUUCAUCUCCUUCACUUCCUGAAGGGUUGCAUUCACUAUUGCCUGGCAAGGAAACUAUGAUGGCGAAAAUAUCAACCAAAACAGUAGAAGAAGCAUUAUAUACUCCCAAUCAUAACUGAGAAUAGUUUCAACCUGCCCCAUUUUUUAAAAAACUGCUUUAAAAAGUUUAUAACUGUUUACUGUUUAUAAAACCAACCUGCAGUGCACCAUGGUCCCAGAAUGUAUAUAAUUCAGCUCCUUCCUCUAUCAGUGAACUAUCUUUCUACAGAUCCUUAGAAUCCCUGAUUUGUCACUAACCUAUCCUAGCAUAUCAUUGAAUUUUUUCAGAUGUCUUACCCACGUGGCUCAGUCCCUCCCCACCCCUUGUACGACUUUGUCAGUUUAAUAACCUGUUUAGUCCUCUUUAUUCCUGCAAUGGAUAGGGCUAAAUGGUGUGGAAAUUACCCUGCAGAUGAAAUUCAAAUGACCCACUGGAGGCUGCAUCUCUCUCUUUAAAUAUGACUUUCUUUGCCCUUCCUGCCCUUCUACGAAAUCCUUCAAGCCAGGUCUCUAUCUGCAGAGACUCUAAUUGUUUUCUUCCAAACUCAUAUUCCUGAUAGGCUUUCUUGUUAGUUUUCCUCCUGUUACAAUACAUACAUACAUAAAUAAUUUUCAGAGCAGAACUCUGACCUAUCCUAUGAGGGAAGUGAAGCAAAUCUUGAGAGUAAAAUAUGCAUCCUAAGUGCGUACCCAAUUUGCUUUUUGUUUUGUUUUUGUUUUUAGUACGCACAUAUUCAAAUCACCAUCAUUAUUUUCUUCUUGAGCCUUGAUGAUUAAAUUUAAUCAUGGAACAGAUGGAUCUUUCUAAGUCUGAUAUUUUAUGAGUUAAACUAACAUGAUGCUUCCUUAACAGCAGAAAUCUUUUGAGUGUUCUGACACUUCCCUCAAAAGACAUGUCAACGUUUUCUAUAGUACUUGUGUGGUUUUUCAGCAGGGUUCAGUUUCAGCUAAAGGAAAAUUCAGCGUUAUUGAUGCCCAUGAUAUCACCAACUGACCAAGCCUUUAUCCCAAGUGUGCCCUUGCAACUCUCUUUCGCAUAUUUGUGGUUAUUAUUGCUAUUAUUUUGGCAAGCUCUGUGCGUGCGUGCGUGUGUGUGUGAGUGAGAGAGAGCGAGCGUGCUACAUACAUGCAUGUGCAUCAGAUCCAGGUUGAAACAAGGGUAAGAUGAUCCAUGUGACCUUUCUUGGAGUGUUAACUCUGUCCUUACAGCCCAUAAUUGCUGUAUUUCUGAUUGGAGUAGCCCUAUUCAGGCAUUGGGGCUGCAGGUAGAAAUCCCUGAGCAGAGGGGAGGGCUGCAUUGGCUAGCCCCCUUCCUAAUCUCCCUCACCAUGCUAGGCCUACAGCCUCAGGGCCUGAGCAUAUGGAACGUGUGCACCAUGCCCUUUGUUGGGUACCUGCGGCACCUUGAUCGGCAGUAAAGAGCAUGACAAACAAUUGUUUGGAACAGGCAGACCUGGCACAACUCUGUCCCUGCUUAUACGUUGUUUCAAGACAGAGCCCCCCUCCUGAGGUGGGCUAUUGUUUGGUGUGGUUUGAAAUGUUUCAUUUCUUCUGAGAAGGAUUUGUAAGAAUGCAAAACUUCACUAAUAAAAUGGACAGAAAUAA
Molecule: messenger RNA, 7675 nt
Organism: Varanus komodoensis (Komodo dragon)
Lineage: Eukaryota; Metazoa; Chordata; Lepidosauria; Squamata; Varanidae
Gene: MMRN1
Product: multimerin 1
Exons: 8
Coding region: 247-3840 (1197 amino acids)
Molecular function (GO): calcium ion binding; extracellular matrix constituent conferring elasticity; protein binding
Source: RefSeq, a predicted model, not a curated record